UUACUCGACUCCUCGCGCGUCGUUCCUCCGUCGCCGCCGCCGCCGCCGCCGCCAUCUCCAGCUCACCCGAGGACUCGCCGUCGCCGCCUCCUUCCGCCCUUCGCGCCGGCUCGAGCUCCUCCUGCUCGUCACCAUGGGCAAGGCCUCCAAGGACAAGAGGGACAUCUACUACCGCAAGGCGAAGGAGGAGGGGUGGAGAGCUCGUAGCGCCUUCAAGCUCCUGCAGAUCGACCAGGAGUUCAGCAUCUUCCACGGGGUGAAGCGUGUUGUUGAUCUUUGCGCUGCUCCCGGAAGCUGGAGCCAGGUUUUGAGCCGCAACCUGUAUGUACCAGCAAAGCAAUCUCCUGAUUGCAAAGAAGGCGACCUUCCUCUUAUUGUUGCCAUCGAUUUGCAACCAAUGGCUCCGAUAGAAGGUGUUAUACAAGUCCAAGGGGACAUCACUAAUGCUCGAACAGCAGAAGUGGUUAUUAGGCAUUUUGAUGGAUGCAAAGCGGAUUUGGUCGUCUGUGAUGGAGCUCCUGAUGUCACUGGUCUUCAUGAUAUGGACGAGUUUGUUCAGUCCCAGCUUAUACUGGCGGCAUUGACAAUUGUGACUCAUGUACUCAAAGUUGGUGGGAAAUUUGUUGCGAAGAUUUUUCGGGGUAAAGAUACAAGUCUGUUGUAUUGCCAGUUGAAACUAUUCUUCUCACAAGUUACCUUUGCAAAGCCCAAAAGUAGCCGGAACUCAAGUAUCGAGUCAUUUGCAGUCUGUGAAAAUUAUUCACCUCCCGAAGGUUUUAAGGAGAAAGAUUUAUAUUACCUGCUAGAGAAAGUGGGGACUCCUUCAGGGGCUGAUGAUUUAGACUGCAGAAGCGGAUGGUUAGAGGGACCAAACAAGGUUUACAUCCCUUUUUUGGCUUGCGGUGACCUCAGUGGUUAUGAUUCAGAUCGUUCAUAUCCACUUCCAAGCACGGAAGACGGAUCCUACCAGAGCUUGGAUCCAGUCCAACCUCCCAUUGCCCCACCUUAUAAAACUGCACUGGAGAUGAAAAAGGUCGCCAGCCAUGGUGCUGGAGCAGAUAUAAGCAAAUUAUCCCUUGACUCAUGAACUACACUCUGUAUGCCUUUUUGUGUUCAUGUAACUGCCAACAUUGUGGAAUUUGCAAAUUGUAUGGCAUUGUUGUUCCACAUAGUAGAACAUUGUGGAAUUUGCAAAUUGUAUGGCAUUAUUGUUCCACAUAGUAGUUUACACAAGAGAUGCAUUGAAACUUCAGUGCCAUGUGGUUCAAUAUCAACCAAAAUGCACUGCCUACUAUUUUCUUUUGGGAAAAAACCCGAUUUUUUUUCUAGAUGAAAACUGGAUGACGGAUGCCAGAUCCAGAUGAUUGUACUUUCAUCAAUGCAUGGAUGAUUAGAAUACCAAUAUUAUGGAUGCAGAUCAUGUCUGAAAUUUGUUUAC
This is a messenger RNA of Oryza brachyantha (malo sina), 1438 nucleotides long. Its product is annotated as putative tRNA (cytidine(32)/guanosine(34)-2'-O)-methyltransferase. The record is from RefSeq and is a predicted model, not a curated record. Gene Ontology annotation, molecular function: tRNA methyltransferase activity. Gene Ontology annotation, cellular component: cytoplasm. Bases 134 to 1087 code for a protein of 317 amino acids. Lineage: Eukaryota; Viridiplantae; Streptophyta; Magnoliopsida; Poales; Poaceae. The transcript has 11 exons. Gene Ontology annotation, biological process: cytoplasmic translation; tRNA methylation.